UCAUAUUCCCUCGCCUGGUCUGAGCUCUCUCACUCCUCGUACAUCCCUCCACAUUUGUUCUGUUUCAGCUCGGACCGUAGCUCCAGCUGCUGUAGGUGUCGGAGGAUCAGCAGGACCAGGAUCAGCCGGAUCAGGAUCAGCAGGAUCAGCAGGAUGGGUCCCGUCGAGCUCCUCCACAUGUCGGUCUUCUCUCAGAGUUUUUCUCCCUGCGGUCGAUACCUGGCAGCAGGAAACAACUACGGAGAGAUCGCCCUCUUCAGCCUGUCUGCAGCUCUGAGUCCAGACGCCACCGCUCUGAGUCAGAAACCUGUUCUCACCUUCACAGCUCAUGAAGGUCCCGUCUUCGCUCUCAUCUCCUCCGACUGUCACCUCCUCAGUGCAGGAAACGGAGAGAUCAGAGCCUGGAGCUGGACCGAGCUCAUCAAGAAGAACAUCAAACCUCUGUGGACGAAAAGACCGAACUACAAGUCCAGCCUAGAGAUCCCAGAGAUCAACGCAAUGAUCAUCAACCCCAGAGAUAAUAGUCUCGUGGUCGGAGGAGGAGACAACAACGUCCACAUCCUGGACCUGGAACACGGAGUCUUCAAGUCGGUCCUUCAGGGUCACACCGACUACAUCCACUGUGUGAGUGUGAGAGAGCGGGAGGCCGACAUCCUGUCAGGGGGCGAGGACGGCGCCGUGAGGAUCUGGGACAGCAGGAUGGAUCAGUCUGUUCACUGCAUCGAGGUUUACAAGUACGAGAGCUGUGCUCGGCCUCAGUACGGUAAAUGGAUCAGCUGUGUGACCACUGACUCUGACUGGAUGCUGUGUGGUGGAGGUCCGUCUCUGUCUCUGUGGCACCUCCGCUCUCUGUCCCCGACCUCCAUCUUCCCCCUGACAGGCUGCCAGAGACAAGCUGCCUUCCACCAGGACAUGAUUCUGGCUGUAGGUGAUGGUCCAUUCGUGUCUCACUGUCUGCUGGGUGGAGAAGUCAAAGCUCAGAUCCCCUGUACACCACAGAGCCUCAACACUCUGCAGAUCAACACCAACAGCACUGAGCACAGGGUACUGACAGCAGGAGGCAGCAGUGAUCACAUCGACGUGUUCACCAACCUGUCCUACAGAGCCUUCUCACUCAGCUUCUGACACACACACACACACACACACACACACACACACACACACACACACACACACACACACACGGUGCUGACCUGAGUGUUUGUGUUUUUUUACUGUUGUUCAAAAACUCACCUUUCAUCUUUUGUAUCAUUUAGUCUGAAAAUAAUAAAAUAUUUUUGUCUCAUUUUAUAAAA
Messenger RNA from Acanthopagrus latus (yellowfin seabream), 1295 nucleotides. It is a transcript of the gene thoc6, whose product is annotated as THO complex 6. Gene Ontology annotation, molecular function: protein binding. The transcript is spliced from 13 exons. Bases 154 to 1125 code for a protein of 323 amino acids. The record is from RefSeq and is a predicted model, not a curated record. Gene Ontology annotation, biological process: mRNA export from nucleus. Lineage: Eukaryota; Metazoa; Chordata; Actinopteri; Spariformes; Sparidae. Gene Ontology annotation, cellular component: transcription export complex; THO complex.